UAGGGAAGGCAUCCACAGCUACUCUUCUCAACACUUCACCACUUGAGACAGCAGCCAAACUCUCUUCUGCAAUAGCAAGGACAUUUUCAUCUCCACAUGAAACCACUUCAGCUUUUGAUGUUGCCUUUUCAACUAAAAGUGAAGCAGCCACACCACUGCUAACCACUCUGACCAAUGCAGAAACAUCCAUAGCUCCUAAUAGCGAGGCACCCAAAUCUACUCUUAUGACUGCUUCACCAUUUGAAACUAUACCUGAGGUCACCUCUACCUCUGCAGGAAUAGCCAAAGCUUCUCCUGAGACCACUUCUUCCUUUGGGACAACAGCUAUAGGAUCCUUCAGCACAAUAGGGGGAUAUACAUUUCCUCCUAAGCCCACUUCCCCAUUGCAGUCAACACCUGCUGCCUCUUUGAGAACACCAGGUACGUUCUCCACCACUCCUGUGACCACUUCACCUUUAAAGACCACUGUGGCCACUUCUACUCUAACAGAGACAACCACUGCUUCCCUUCCAACCACUUCAGCAUUUAAGAUGACAACUGUCUUCCCACCUACACUAAAGGAGGCUUCGACAUCUACUCUUCUGAAUACUUCACUACUUAGGACAGGAACAGGGAACACCUCACCCAGUACUGCCCAAGAGACCACCACACCACUUGAGGAAAGAGUUAAAUUCACAUCUGUGGUGAGAGAGCCACCCACAUCUCCACCAACCAAUACCCCAACAUUUGAGAUGACACCUUUAGUCACUAUGAGCACACCAGACACAUCCUCAGCUACUCUUGUGACCACUACACUUUUUGAAACAAGCCCCCAAACCAUCUCCCGCACAGCAGGGACAUCCUCAGCUGCUUCUAGGCCCACGUCCCCAUUUGAUACAACUGCUGCCACUGCUUCUAGCAUGUCAGGGAUGUCCUCAGUUGUGCCUCCGACCAGUUCACCAUUGCAGACCUCUGCAGCCACUUCUACAGUAACACAGACAUCCAUAGCUUCCCUUGCAACCACGUUACCACUUGAAAUACCAACUGCCCUCCCUCCUCCUGUAAGGGAGACAUCGACCUCUGCUCUUUUGAACACUUCACCAUUUGAGUCAGCUAGCGAAAUCCCUUCUACACUAGCAGGGAUGUCCACAUCUCUGCUUAAAUCCACAUCAGCAUUUGAGACACCUGCUACCACUUUGAUGAAAACAGAAACAGCCACGCCACCUCCAGCUACAUUGGCCAACACAGAGGUACCCUCUGCUUCUCCAGAAAAUACUUCUUCUUGGGCAACAAAACCCACUUCCAUCCUUACUACAAUGGGCACAUCUGUAGCUGUGCCUGAGAGCACUUCACAAGUUGCAAUCACAUCUGCUGUCACCUCUCCUAAGUAUGAGACACCUAAAGCUGCUCUUGUGACUACUUUACCAUUUGAGACAAGAGCUGAGGCCACCUCCAGCACUGCAGGCACGACCAAAAAUGCUCCUAACAUCUCUACACCCUUUGAGACAACCACUGCAGGAACCUCCAGCACAGCAGAGACCUCCGUAACUGCUUCUAUGCCUAAUCCUCCAUUUGAAUCAACUUCUGCCACCACUUCCAGCACUUCUGGGACCUCCUCAGCUGCUCCUCCAACCAGUUCACCACUGGAGAACGCUGCAGCCACUUCUGCUCUAACCGGGACAUCCAUAGAGUCCCUUGCAAACAGCUCACCAUUUGCAACAGUGACUCCCAACCCUCCUCCUGUCAGGGAGACAUCAACAGCUGCUCUUCUGAACACUUCACCAUUUGGGACAGCAACUGAACUUCUCUCUACAAUAGCAGGGGCACCGUCAUCUGCACUUAAAACCACUUCAGCUGUUGAAGUAUCUGCUGCCACUUCAUUCAAAACAGAAACAGCUGCACCACCUCUAGCUACUUCCACCAGGGCAGAGACAUCCACAGCUCCUCCAGAAACUACUUCUCCAUUGACAAGGGCUACAGCCACUCUAACUACAGCAGGCACGUCAGGGUCUGUGCAUGAGACCACCUCAGAAGUUGAGUUUACGGCCACUUUUACUUCUCCUAUGAGUGAGGCAUCCAAAGCUGUUCUUGUGACUACUUCACCCUUUGAAACAAGAGCUGAGGCCACCUCUGCAGGCAUGACCAAGACAGCUCUGGACACCACAACAUCCUAUGAGAUAAUGGGUACAGGAACCCCUAGCACAACAGAGACAUCCACAACUGCUACUAUGCCCAUUUCUCCAUUGCAGUCAACUGCUGGAGCAACUACCAGCGCAGCAGGCUACUCUAGGGCUACUCUUGGAACCACUUUACCACCAGAGACCACUGCUGCCACUUCUACAGUGGCAGACACAACCACAGCGAUCCUUGCAGCCACCUCGCCAUUUGAAGCAACAACUCCGAUCCCUCCUCCUCUAAAGGAGACAUCAACAGCUGCCCUUCUGAGCACUUCACCAGCUGGGACCAGACCUGAGGCCAUCUCCCGCACAGAAGGGAAAGCCAGUACUGCCCCACAGGCCACAUCACCACUUGAGGAAAGACCUGAACUCACUUCUGUGACAAGAGAGCCAUCCACAUCUCCACGUCUCCACACCCCAGCUCUUGGCACAACUCCUGCAGCCACUGCAAGCCCGCCGGAGACCGCCUCAGCUGCUCUUGUGACCACUUCUCCUUUUGGAACAAGUCCGCAGCCCGCCUUACCCCCAGCAGAGACAUCCACUACUGCACAAGAGAUCACUUCACCAUCUGAGACUCCAGCUGUGGCAACCUCGAGCACAGCAGGGACAUCCGGAGUUGCUUCGGCUCCCGUUCCCCCAUUUGAAUCAACUCCUGCAGCCUCUUCCAGCACAGCAGGCUCUGCAAUGGCAACUGCUGUGACCACUUUAUCCAUGGCAUCUGCAGUGGCAGAGACAUCCACAGUGUCUCCUACAACCACCCCAGCAUUUCAAAGAAUAUCUACGAUCCGUCCUGAUAUAGGGAAGGCAUCCACAGCUACUCUUCCUAACACUUCAUCAUUUGAGACAGCAACUGAACUCCCUUCUAUAAUACCAGGAACAUCCACAUCUCCCCAUGAAACCACUUCAGCAUUUGAGGGAACUGCUGCCACUUCAACUACAAGACAAACAGCCUCUCCACUGCCGACCACUUUGGCAAAUCCUGAGGCACAAUCAGCUCCUCCAGAAAGCACUUCUCCAUUGUCAACAAAAGCUACCACCACCCUUACUACAGCAGGCACAUCCAGAGCUACACCUGCAACCAUUUUAUCAGUUGACAUUACAUCUGCUGGCACAUCUAAGAGCAAGACACCCAAAGCUGCUCUUAUGACUACUUCACCCUUUGAGACAAGAGCCGAGGUCUCCUCUAGUUCUGCAGGCAUAAGCAAAGCUGCUCUUGAAUCCACUACACUUUUUGAGACAACCACUGCAGCAAUCAUUAGCCAAACGGGGACAUCCAAAGUUGCCUCUAUGCCCAUAUCUACAUUUGAAUCAUCUGAAGACACAGUGAGCACUUCUGCGACUUCCUCAGCUGCCUUUGUGACCAGUUCACCUUUCAAGACAACUGCUGCCACUUCUACCACCAAAGGGACAGCAACAGUGACAGCUUCUCUUGCAACCACUUCACUCUUUCAUCCAAAAACUGCUGUUUCUCCUACCAUAACAGAGGGCUCAACAGCUGCUCUUAUGACUAUCUCACCAUUUAUGACUAGAACUGUAGCCACUUCUAGUAUAUCUGGGACAUUGCAAAGUGCCCUAGAGGCCACGUCGUCACUUGGGAUGACCAUCGCUGAUACCUCGAGGCCAGCAAAGAUAUCCACAACUACUUCUACACCUACUUUACCAUUUCUGUCAACUCCUGUAGGCUCUUCUAGCACAGCAGAGACCUCCUCUACUGGUCCUAAGUCCACUUCAGUCCCUUCUAUAACAAAGUUGUUGGGCUCCUCUGGGUCAACCACGUCAUCCCCUCUGUCCCAUAUCACUGCUGAGAGCAAAAGUACUCUUUCUGCUAUUACAACCACAGAGAUUAAUUUAUCUGCCUCUCCCAGCUUUGGUCCAGUUAAGACUACAGCAUUCAUUUCCACUGCAGCAGCCCCUCUGUCAACCACCCUUCUAACAAACCCUGAGACAACUACUAUGAUGAUCAAAACUGCCAGGUUUAGUACUUCUGCAGCUGCAGAGCUAACCACCUAUUUGGUAAAAAGCAACCAAUCUGAGAUGACAACAGCAUUAAUCACAACUCAAAAUUCAGAGAAAACCAGGACUGAACUUCAUACUAGCAGCCUAUUUGGGACCUCAGCACCAUUGGAUAAUGCUUCAAUAGAUAUGAGGAGCACCAAGACUCCUUUGACCACUGCUCAAUCUGAGACUACAACCACACAACCCAGCACUGCAAAUGUCCCUGAAACUACCACUGCAACCGAGACUACACCGUCCUCUGAAAGACCCACAACUGGGAUUGCAGAGAGACCUCUUACCACCCCCAUAAAGACACUGCUUACAACACCGCCAGUCACAAGUCAACGGGUCACUGAACCCACUAUCAAGCCUGCCACAGCGGUCCCCGUCGACAGACCAGUUAGUGGUGACAACGUCACAACUCAGCAAACCAGCACCCAGCCCACACCGACGUUCAGCAGCUCCACAAGAGCUACAACCAAGUCUCCAUUUGCCCCAGAGUUACCUUCUAAAACGGCACAGGUUCCUACAACAACCAUGCCAGCAACAGCAACCCCUGUGUGGCAGAAGACAACUUCUUCCUUGCCAAUGACCACAUCCAAGCCAACAACUGGGAUUCAAAGCACAACAAAAUAUCUUAUGAUUGAACAAUUCACGGUGAACUUCACCAUAACCAACCUCCAGUACUCCACAGCACUUGGGACUCCCGGUUCCAACACAUUCAAUGCUACGGAGAAAAACCUGGCCCAUUUGCUCAACCCCAUCUUCAGGGAGAGCAGCAUCGGCCCCGCUUACCUGGAAUGCAAAGUGAUGGCUUAUCGACCCGUGAGGGACAGGGGCAACACCGGGGUGGAUGCUGCCUGCACCUACCGAAACGACUCCACCAGGCCCCCAUUUGACAGAGUGUGUGUUUACCAUGAAGUGCGCAACAGGACAAAUGGCGUCACCCAGCUGGGCCCCUACACCCUGGACAAGGGCAGCCUCUACAUCAAUGGCUAUAACGAAGCACCAGCUCUGCCAACUACACUGCCAACUACAACGUUGGCUGCAGCGGUCGAACACUUCACGGUGAACUUCACCAUAACCAACCUCCGGUACACUUCAACGCUCGGGACUCCCCAUUCCCAAAAAUUCAAUGCUACGGAAAUAAUCCUGACCCAUUUGCUUGAUCCCAUCUUCCGGGAGAGCAGCAUCGGCCCCGCUUACAUGGGCUGUCGGGUGACAGCUUACAGACUCGUGAGGGACGGGGCCAACACCGGGGUGGAUGCUGCCUGCACCUACCGAAGCGACUCCACCAGGCCCCCGUUUGACAGAGUGCGUGUUUACCAUGAAGUGCGCAACAGGACAAAUGGCGUCACCCAGCUGGGCCCCUACACCCUGGACAAGGGCAGCCUCUACAUCAAUGGCUAUAACGAAGCACCAGCUCUUCCAACUACGCUGCCUACUACAACGUUGGCUGCAGCGGUCGAACACUUCACGGUGAACUUCACCAUAACCAACCUCCAGUACACCUCAACUCUCGGGACUCCCCAUUCCCAAAAAUUCAAUGCUACGGAAAUAAUCCUGACUCAUUUGCUUGAUCCCAUCUUCCGGGAGAGCAGCAUCGGCCCCGCUUACAUGGGCUGUCGGGUGACAGCUUACAGACUCGUGAGGGACGGGGCCAACACCGGGGUGGAUGCUGCCUGCACCUACCGAAGCGACUCCACCAGGCCCCCGUUUGACAGAGUGCGUGUUUACCAUGAAGUGCGCAACAGGACAAAUGGCGUCACCCAGCUGGGCCCCUACACCCUGGACAAGGGCAGCCUCUACAUCAAUGGCUAUAACGAAGCACCAGCUCUUCCAACUACGCUGCCUACUACAACGUUGGCUGCAGCGGUCGAACACUUCACGGUGAACUUCACCAUAACCAACCUCCAGUACACCUCAACUCUCGGGACUCCCCAUUCCCAAAAAUUCAAUGCUACGGAAAUAAUCCUGACUCAUUUGCUUGAUCCCAUCUUCCGGGAGAGCAGCAUCGGCCCCGCUUACAUGGGCUGUCGGGUGACAGCUUACAGACUCGUGAGGGACGGGGCCAACACCGGGGUGGAUGCUGCCUGCACCUACCGAAGCGACUCCACCAGGCCCCCGUUUGACAGAGUGCGUGUUUACCAUGAAGUGCGCAACAGGACAAAUGGCGUCACCCAGCUGGGCCCCUACACCCUGGACAAGGGCAGCCUCUACAUCAAUGGCUAUAACGAAGCACCAGCUCUUCCAACUACGCUGCCUACUACAACGUUGGCUGCAGCGGUCGAACACUUCACGGUGAACUUCACCAUAACCAACCUCCAGUACACCUCAACUCUCGGGACUCCCCAUUCCCAAAAAUUCAAUGCUACGGAAAUAAUCCUGACUCAUUUGCUUGAUCCCAUCUUCCGGGAGAGCAGCAUCGGCCCCGCUUACAUGGGCUGUCGGGUGACAGCUUACAGACUCGUGAGGGACGGGGCCAACACCGGGGUGGAUGCUGCCUGCACCUACCGAAGCGACUCCACCAGGCCCCCGUUUGACAGAGUGCGUGUUUACCAUGAAGUGCGCAACAGGACAAAUGGCGUCACCCAGCUGGGCCCCUACACCCUGGACAAGGGCAGCCUCUACAUCAAUGGCUAUAACGAAGCACCAGCUCUUCCAACUACGCUGCCUACUACAACGUUGGCUGCAGCGGUCGAACACUUCACGGUGAACUUCACCAUAACCAACCUCCAGUACACCUCAACUCUCGGGACUCCCCAUUCCCAAAAAUUCAAUGCUACGGAAAUAAUCCUGACUCAUUUGCUUGAUCCCAUCUUCCGGGAGAGCAGCAUCGGCCCCGCUUACAUGGGCUGUCGGGUGACAGCUUACAGACUCGUGAGGGACGGGGCCAACACCGGGGUGGAUGCUGCCUGCACCUACCGAAGCGACUCCACCAGGCCCCCGUUUGACAGAGUGCGUGUUUACCAUGAAGUGCGCAACAGGACAAAUGGCGUCACCCAGCUGGGCCCCUACACCCUGGACAAGGGCAGCCUCUACAUCAAUGGCUAUAACGAAGCACCAGCUCUUCCAACUACGCUGCCUACUACAACGUUGGCUGCAGCGGUCGAACACUUCACGGUGAACUUCACCAUAACCAACCUCCGGUACACCUCAACGCUCGGAACUCCCCAUUCCCAAAAAUUCAAUGCUACGGAAAUAAUCCUGACUCAUUUGCUUGAUCCCAUCUUCCGGGAGAGCAGCAUCGGCCCCGCUUACAUGGGCUGUCGGGUGACAGCUUACAGACUCAUGAGAGAUGGGGGCAACACCGGGGUGGAUGCUGCCUGCACCUACCGAAGCGACUCCACCAGGCCCCCGUUUGACAGAGUGCGUGUUUACCAUGAAGUGCGCAACAGGACAAAUGGCGUCACCCAGCUGGGCCCCUACACCCUGGACAAGGGCAGCCUCCACGUCAAUGGCUAUAACGAAGCACCAGCUCUUCCAACUACGCUGCCUACUACAACGUUGGCUGCAGCGGUCGAACACUUCACGGUGAACUUCACCAUAACCAACCUCCAGUACACCUCAACUCUCGGGACUCCCCAUUCCCAAAAAUUCAAUGCUACGGAGAGAAUCCUGACCCAUUUGCUUGAUCCCAUCUUCCGGGAGAGCAGCAUUGGCCCUGCUUACACGAGCUGUCGGGUGAUGGCUUUCAGGCGAGACCUUGAGACUGGGACUAGGAACGAUAUCCACGUAGAUGCUGUCUGCACCUACAGACGUGACUCUACAAGCCUCAAGUUUGACAGAGUGAAGGUUUAUCAGGAGCUGAGCAACAAGACAGAGGGCAUCACCAGAUUAGGUCCUUACAACCUGAACAACACCAGCCUCUAUGUCAAUGGUUAUAAUGAACCACCCGUUGUGUCAACAGUCAGGCCGGCUACAAUUCCAAUUCCUGUAAAAGAUGAACGUUUCACAGUGAACUUCACCAUCACCAAUCUCCUUUACAGUUCAGAAUUUCAAAACCCCAGUUCUAGCAAAUACAAUGCUACUAGAAACACUCUGGCCCACAUGCUUGACCUUCUGCUCAAAAACAGCAGUAUUGGCCCUACCCACACUGGAUGUACAGUAGUAGCAUUAAGAUCCGUGAAGAAUAGCGAUGACACUGGCGUGGAUGCUGUCUGUACCUACAGACACAAUCCCACAGCUUCCCAGUUUGACACAGUAAAGAUUUACCAUGAGCUCAGCAACAUGACAAGAGGCAGCACCAAGCUAGGACCCUACACACUGGAUAACAAUAGCCUCUACGUCAAUGGUUAUAAUGAACUACAUCCUGCACCACCUGUGAACCCAGAUAAAGAAACUCCAUUACCAAGACCAGAACACUCAACAUUAAACUUCACUUUAACCAACCUCCGAUUUACUGUGGAUCUGGGGAAGCUAAGUUCUCCCAAAUUCAGUUCUACGGAAAAAAUAAUGUGCCAUUAUAUUGGCCUUCUACUCCAAAAGAGCAGCAUUGGCACAGACUAUAUUGGAUGCAAAGUAGUGGCUUUCAGGUCAGUGAAGAAUAGGGAUAACACAGGAGUGGAUGCCAUCUUCAGCUACAGAAAUGACCCCACAGCUCCCAGGUUUGACAGAAUGAAGGUUUACCGUGAGCUAAGAAACAUGACAGAUGGCAUCACCAAGUUAGGGUUCUACACCCUGGACCGCAAGAGCCUCUACGUCAAUGGUUACAAUGAACUAUCUACAUCCCCACCUGUCAUACCACCCACUACAAAAAGCCCAACACCAACAACACAGCAGUUCACGUUGAACUUCACCAUAACCAAUCUCCGAUUCACUCCAGAUCUCGGGAGACCUGGUUCUCCCAAAUUCAGUACCACAGAGAAGAUAAUGCGUCAUUUUAUUGAGCCCCUGCUCCAAAACAACAGUACUGGCCCCAACUACCUUGGCUGCAAAGUGGAUGCAUUUCGGCCGGUGAAGAAUAGGGAUAACACUGCUGUGGAUGCCACCUGCAGCUACAGAAAUGACCCCGCAGCUCGUCAGUUUGACAGAGUCAAAGUUUAUCGUAAGCUGAGCAGCAUGACAAAGGACAUCACCAAAUUAGGACACUACUCCUUGGAUAACCGCAGCCUCUAUGUCAAUGGUUACAAUGAAGUGCCUGGAUUAUACCCGAGUCUAACUACCCGACAAAGUCCAAUGGCUGGGCAUUUCACGCUCAACCUCACUUUAACUAAUCUCCGAUACACUGCAGACCUGGGGGUACCAGGCACCCAGAAAUUCAAUUCCACGCAGAGCAUGAUGAAAUAUUAUAUGGACUCUCUGCUCAGAGACAGCAGCAUAGGCCCCAUUUAUACAGGAUGCAAAGUGAUGGCAUUUAGGUCUGUUAGAAACAGCGAUGACACGGGUGUAGAUACCCUCUGCAGCUACAAAAACAACCCUUCGGUUGCCAAGUUCAACAAAGUAGAAAUUUAUCAUGAGCUGAAGAGCAAGACAAAGGGUGUCACCAAGUUAGGAAUCUAUACCCUGGAGAAGAAUAGCCUCUAUGUUGAUGGUUUCCACCUCUCAGAAACAGCUACUAACAACAACCCGAUGCCAGUCGCUGUGGGCUACCAGCUCGGUUUUAAAAUAAUCAACGAAAAGCUAACCAACCCAGACCCAGCUUCUUCAGAAUACCAGAAGCUGCUGAGAGACAUCCAACAGAAGGUUAACAACAUGUACCAUCAGAGCGCUGUCCAAGAUAAAUUCCAGUAUUGCAAUGUCACAGGCCUGAGGAUUGGAUCCGUAGUGGUUGACUGUCAUUGUUUCUUCAAACCGGCACCCAACAUCAGCAACGCGGUUGUCGAAAGAGCAUUUCAAGAUGGAACUAGGAAUGCAACUGCCAACUGGCUGGGAGCCAGCUACCAGCUGCAGGGCAUCUCGGUGGAUGUUUUAGUCACCGACUCAAUAACUGGUUCUUAUAACUUGCCAAGCAAAUAUGAAAAGGAAAAUUUCAAGCUGAACUUCAGCAUCACCAACCUGCCCUACUCACCAGAAAUGAAUGAUCCCAAUUCACUGAGGCAUCAGUCGAACAAGCAGCAGAUUGAAAAAGAGCUUCAGGACAUUUUCAGAAAAAGCACCCUGAAGAACUACUUCAUUGGUUGUACAGUACAAAACUUUAGACUCAUCUCUGGGAAAAGUUACACGGGGGUCGAUUCCACCUGCGUAUUUACACUGGACCCUUACACGAGGGCCUUCAGAAAAGAAGAUGUGUACGAGGAGUUCAAACAGCUGACCCAUGGACUCACCGAGCUAGGAUCUAGCUACAAACUAGACACGAACAGUUUGUUUGUUAACAAUUAUUCUCCUCUCAACACAAUGGCAGGAGACGCUAACAACUCUGAGUUAUCAUACUGGGAGAUAAUCCUCAUCUGCCUUGCCGUACUGAUUGGUUUUAUCCUCCUCCUCUUCCUGGGCUUCUUGAUUGCCUUUUGCCUGCAAAGGAAGGGAAACAUGUACGAGGUCCAACAGGGCAUGUAUGGAAUCUACUUUCCACAUCUGGACUGGAGGAAAAUGCAUUGAGGCAGCACAGAGAUGAACUCCGGGUCAUCAGAAGCAUACUUCUCAAUGAGGGAAGAAAAAAAAUAUAUGUUUACAGCUUCUGGAGCAUUUCUCCCUACUUGUCCCGUAGUAAAUUAUGAGUGGCCUGAGACAACACCUUUCUCUUUUAUCUUAAUGCAGUAGGUCUUUGCACUUCAGCAAUUAUUUUAUACCGUGGACAACUGCCAGCAAUGCAGUUGUAUUAGGAAAAAGACAUUUAUUCAUAUUUUAUGCACUGCGGUACUUCAAGCAAAUAUCUGAAAAAUAAAUAAAUACAACGGUGAAGAACUGUAGGGCAAUGCAGCCCAGAGGGCGGCUCAGUAUUAUGUUUUUUGGAAGGAGCUUAAAAUGAUACUAACUUAUAGUAUUUUAGGAAAUGACUAUCGGACAUGAAUGAAACCAAGAUAAAGCACUUUAAAUGUCACUCCUGGCAUUAAUUAAAAUAUAAAAUUACUUUUCUCAUUUGUUUUAAAAUAUAUACAAAUAUAUAUUUUCAAUUAUAAAGCAAGAAAAAACACAGAAUUAAAGAUGCUUUGAUAACUGUAAUGCUUUGUGGAUUUGUGAAACAGUUGCCCUAUGUCUUUCAAUCUGUGGUAUAGCAUCCAUCCUGAAAUUAAUAAAGAAAUAAAUCGGGGAUCAUUCCAA
Molecule: messenger RNA, 11354 nt
Organism: Alligator mississippiensis (American alligator)
Lineage: Eukaryota; Metazoa; Chordata; Crocodylia; Alligatoridae
Product: mucin-16-like
Exons: 59
Coding region: 225-10691 (3488 amino acids)
Source: RefSeq, a predicted model, not a curated record